This is a messenger RNA of Priapulus caudatus, 1714 nucleotides long. RefSeq names its product atrial natriuretic peptide receptor 2-like. Gene Ontology annotation, biological process: intracellular signal transduction; protein phosphorylation; cGMP biosynthetic process. Gene Ontology annotation, molecular function: peptide hormone binding; ATP binding; natriuretic peptide receptor activity. The transcript has 16 exons. Lineage: Eukaryota; Metazoa; Priapulida; Priapulimorpha; Priapulimorphida; Priapulidae. The annotation marks the transcript as partial. The record is from RefSeq and is a predicted model, not a curated record.
GUGCGACUUUAGUAAGAUGGCAAUUAUGUGUCUGGUUGUCCGGCGGCUAAUGACAGACGCCGCGAACCCAACAGAUAUGCGCGACGUCUCGCACGACAAUCUCAACCGCUUCGUGGGCGUCGCCCAGCACAACACUAUUCUCUACGUGCUCACCGACUACGCGCCCAAGGGAAGCCUGCAGGACAUACUCGGUAACGACGCCAUUAAGCUGGACGCCACCUUCAAGCACUCGCUGAUUAACGACCUCGUGCAGGGAAUGACGUACAUACACCAAUCUCCAAUCUCCGUUCACGGACACCUGAAGUCAUCGAACGCCGUUAUUGACAGCCGAUUUGUUCUCAAAAUCACCGACUUCGGACUGCCAAUGAUUCGUGACGCAAAGCUGGUAGCGGUGAGAGAGACGAAUCAUAAACUGGAUAUCAACAGAAAAGUGCUAAUGGAGUUCAAAAAGAUGCGCGACGUCUCGCACGACAAUCUCAACCGCUUCGUGGGCGUCGUCCAGCACAGCGAUAUUCUCUACGUGCUCACAGACUACGCGCCCAAGGGAAGCCUGCAGGACAUACUCGGCAACGACGCCAUUAAGCUGGACGCCACCUUCAAGCACUCGCUGAUUAACGACCUCGUGCAGGGAAUGACGUACAUACACGAGUCUCCAAUCUCCGUUCACGGGCACCUGAAGUCAUCGAACGCCGUUAUUGACAGCCGAUUUGUUCUCAAAAUCACCGACUUCGGACUGCCAAUGAUUCGUGACGUCAGAGCGGCGUCUCAGCAGCCGAAGGACCUGCUGUGGACGGCGCCUGAGAUCUUGCGCAGCGGUGCUCCGUACNCCGGUGCUACAGGACUCGGCUGGCUGGUGGGACGAGCGCGCUUCUUGAGAGAUCUUGCGCAGCGUGGCGCCGCCCAGAAAAACGCGUCUAACGGCUCGGACCCUUGUCCAGAGAAUGUGCGCAACCUCAUCGGGGUCUGCGGCUUGUGCAGGACGUUUCGGUGCAGUGGCAGCGGACGUACGCUCAGCCACUGCAACACUAGGGGUCCUCACAGCCCCUGCAACCACAGCCGGGUGCCGCCGCGCGGCACCAGCCGCACGCUUGCCUACUGGCCCGGACCUGGUAGCGAGUGGCAUUUGCUUAGAGCACAAGCCAACACGACCCUGCCGGAAACGCGAGCAGGUACCGAAGACAACAAUACCAAGUUGAGUGUUCAAACCGGGAACGCCGGUGCUUUUAUUGGCCCGCCGACCAACAGGAGUGUAGCCGAGCAGCUGAAGCAGGGUAAGUGCGUAGAAGCGGAGUCGUUCGACAGCACAACCAUCUACUUCUCAGACAUCGUCGGCUUCACGUCAAUGUCUGCCGCUAGCACACCGAUGCAGGUCGUCAAUCUGCUGAACGACCUCUACACGUGCUUCGACGGCAUCAUCGACCACUACGACGUAUACAAGGUGGAGACGAUAGUCGGACGCGUACAGAUCGUCUCGGGUCUUGCCGGUGAAGAACGGCAUAGGCCAGAGAUCGCGCGCAUGAGCCUGGCCCUGCUCAGCGCCAUCCAGAAGUUUCGCAUCCGGCAUCGACCGGAAGACAGCCUCAAGCUCCGCAUCGGAAUACACUCCGGUCCGUCGGUCGCAGGGGUUGUAGGAUUGAAGAUGCCUCGAUAUUGUCUUUUCGGAGAUACAGUAAACACAGCUUCACGCAUGGAGUCAAACGGACUCGGUGAGUAA